Messenger RNA from Doryrhamphus excisus (bluestripe pipefish), 16188 nucleotides. RefSeq names its product low density lipoprotein receptor-related protein 2a (gene lrp2a). Gene Ontology annotation, molecular function: calcium ion binding; protein binding. The record is from RefSeq and is a predicted model, not a curated record. Lineage: Eukaryota; Metazoa; Chordata; Actinopteri; Syngnathiformes; Syngnathidae. Gene Ontology annotation, cellular component: plasma membrane; signaling receptor complex.
UGUUGCUUGGUUGCCAUUGGUAACCACGGCCGGGCUGCGAUUGGUUUUUCAGUCAUGGCAUCAAGUAGCAUGCAGUAUCAGCUUUUGGCCGCGUGGGGGCAGUGUUGAACGUUGUAUAUACACACAGACAGGACCAGCACGUAGUGACGAAAUUAGUGUUUAUGUUUCAUUCAUCCUCUAACUUGUUCUAGACGUCAUUUGAUAGUGAUUUUUUUUACCAAAACCUAUAAUCUUAAAGUUAUAUUUAUAAGAAAAUAUAAAGGUGAUUGUGUUGUAUUGCGUGCGUCAGCAGUGAUGCAAUGUUUGCGGGCAAGGGCCCGAAUGGGGAGGUGCUUACGAUUAUGCAGAUUCCAGGGCCCGCCUUGAGGGAUUUAUCCACAGGGCAGAUCUCGGGUGUAGAGGCGGGAGGGUGAACUUGCACACGCCCCUUUUGAUCAAGCAGCGGGCCAAGAAACCAAGUUAGAGGAAAUCCAACAGCAUCCAAGACCCCCCCAAGUCCCUUCAGCUCCUCCAUCUGCACACUGGAGCUGGACGGACCAGCCAGAAUGUGGAGCCCAGUACCGCUUCAACUCUUCCUCCUCGUCUUCUGCUGGCUUACCUGGUGCCAAUCACAAGGAUGUGAACUGGGGCAGUUCCGCUGCGGGACGGGGCGAUGCAUCCCAUGGGACUGGCACUGUGACGGCACGUCGGACUGUUCGGAUGACUCUGAUGAACACGACUGCCCUCAGGUAACAUGCGAUGACAGUCAUUUCCAGUGUCUGAGUGACAGCGAGUGCAUUCCAGAUGUUUGGGUGUGCGACGAUGAGGAAGACUGCGAAGAUGGCUCUGACGAGAGGCAAAACUGUCCCGGGAGGACUUGCACAAGUGGACAGUUCAGCUGUUCCAGCGGGGCGUGCGUCCCAGCCGAGUACAGGUGCGACCAUCUGUCCGACUGCACCGACGGCUCAGACGAGAGAAACUGCGAUUACCCCGAGUGCACAGAGCUUAGAUGUGCUAAUGGCGCCUGCUACGAGCGGACCCAGCGAUGUGACCACAUACUUGACUGCCGUGACGGCUCCGAUGAGGCAAAUUGCACACAGCACUGCAAUACGGGCCUGUUUCCAUGCCGUAAUGGCAUGUGCGUGCCUCAGCGAUACAUCUGCGACCAUGACGACGACUGUGGCGAUGGAAGCGAUGAGCUCAACUGCACUUAUCCUUCAUGCAGGGGCAAUUACUUCACUUGCCCCAAUGGCCGCUGCAUCCACCAGGUAUGGCUUUGUGACGGCGAGGAUGACUGUGAGGACAACGCCGAUGAAAAAGGCUGUGAUAAUGCCCGGCAGGAGUGUUAUCCCGGAGAAUGGCCAUGUCCUUCCUCGGGCGUGUGCAUUCCCCUGGAUCACCUGUGUGAUGGGACGCCCCACUGUCCUGAGGGGGAGGACGAAACCAACGCCACUGUUGGACACAACUGCAGUAUCUGGAGAUGCUCCUCUCUGAGUUGCGAGCAUCGCUGCCUUCCCUCUCCUGACGGAGGAACCUGUUCCUGUCCUCCUGGAUACAUUGUCAGCAGCAACGACAGCCGCUCGUGCAUGGAUUUUGACGACUGCUCAGUGUGGGGAGUGUGUGACCAGCUGUGCGAGGACCGCAUGGGUUCUCAUCAUUGCGGCUGCAGAGACGGUUACGUCCUGGAACAGCACAGAUACUGUCGAGCCGACGCGUCCACCGGGGUCCCGUCCUUGGUGUUUUCUAAUGGCAGAGACCUGCUGAUGGGCGACAUCCACGGCAAUGAUCUGCGCACUUUGGUGCACUCACAGAAAAGAGGAGUCGCAGUAGGAGUUGACUUUCACUUUGACCUCCAAAUGAUCUUCUGGACUGACACCGUACAGAAUAAGGUGUUUUCUGUGGACAUGGACGGGUCCAACAUGCAGGUGGUUUUAAAUGUAUCAGUUGACUACCCUGAGAACCUGGCGGUGGACUGGGUGAACAAUAAACUGUAUGUGGUGGAGGCCAGUGUCAACAGGAUCGACAUGGUGGACUUGGAUGGAAAUAACCGGGUCACGCUCAUCACCGAGAACCUGGGAAACCCGAGAGGACUCGCGGUGGACCCCACUGUCGGCUACAUGUUCUUCUCAGAUUGGGAGGCCCUUAAUGGUCAGCCGGGUCUUGAACGUGCCUACAUGGACGGAAGCAACCGUUACGGCAUCAUCAGGAGCAAACUGGGCUGGCCAGCUGGCAUCACGCUGGACAUGGAGGCCGAGCGUGUUUACUGGGUGGAUAGUCGCUAUGAUUACAUUGAAACUGCCACCUACGAUGGUCUUCACAGGAAGACUGUUGUCCAUGGAGGUGCCGUGGUCCCUCACCCAUUUGGCAUCAGCCUCUUUGAGCACAGCGUGUAUUUCACCGACUGGACAAAGAUGGCGGUGAUGAAGGCAAACAAGUUCACAGACGCCAGUCCCGAGGUGGUCUACACAACGUCACAGACGCCACACGGGGUGGCGGUGAUCCAUCAUCUCAAACAGCCACACAUGGCAAACCCGUGCGAGUUACAUCGAGGUGGGUGUGAUCACAUCUGCGUGUUGAGUCACAGGAGUGACAACGGGGGGUUGGGCUACCGCUGCAAGUGUCGCAUAGGCUACGACCUACACACAGAUGGCAAGAGAUGUUUGGCUGUUAGGCAGUUUCUGCUCUUCUCUAGCCAACUGGCUGUGAGAGGGAUCCCCUUCAACUUCUCCUCUCAGGAGGACAUCAUCCUGCCCAUCACUGGAUCACCUUCCUACUUUGUUGGGGUGGAUUUCAGCGCCGAGGAUGAUGAAAUCUUCUUCUCGGAUACAGGCAAAGACAUCAUCUACAAACAGAAAGUGGAUGGGACCGGCAGGGAGGUGCUGGCAGCCAACAGAGUGGACGGCGUAGAGGAUCUCGCUUACGACUGGAUUUCUAAAAACCUCUACUGGACUGACUCACGAUACAGGAGCAUAUCCGUCAUGAAGGUCGCCGAUAAGUCCAGGAGGGCCAUCAUACAGAACCUCAACAACCCAAGAGCCAUCGUGGUGCAUCCUCUGGUCGGCUAUAUUUUUUGGACAGACUGGUACCGGCCAGCAAAGAUUAUGAGGGCUUGGAGCGAUGGCUCACACGCCCUGUCAAUCGUGAGCACCACUCUUGGUUGGCCUAAUGGCCUCGCGAUUGACUGGAGCUCCAUGCGUUUGUAUUGGGUGGAUGCCUUCUUUGACAAGAUCGAACACAGCAAUUUUGAUGGACACAACAGGCUUUCUUUGGACCGCGUUGCUCAGAUGUCGCAUCCGUUUGGACUCACCAUUUUUGAAGGCUACGCCUAUUUCACUGACUGGCGCCUGGGUGGAAUUGUCCGUGUGCGCAAAAGCGACGGCGGUGAGAUGGCGGUCAUCCGACGAGGAAUCAGCCACAUUAUGCACGUUAAAUCCUUCAACUCCAACUCUCAAAUCGGUUCCAACCUGUGCAGCCGGCCCACAAAUCCAAACGGAGACUGUAGCCACUUUUGCUUCCCGGUGCCUGACUCCCAGAGGGUGUGUGGGUGUCCGUACGGCAUGAAGCUGGCCCCCAACCGGCAGACGUGUGUGGAGGAUCCCGCCAGCGAGCCGCCGACCCUGCAGUGUGGCGCCAACUCCUUCUCCUGCUCCAACGGCAAGUGCGUCCCCAGCAGCUACCGAUGCGAUGGUGUUGACGACUGCCACGAUGACAGCGAUGAGGCCAACUGCGGCAUCAACAACAACACUUGUUCCCCGUCUGCAUUCACGUGUGCCAAUCAGCGUUGUGUGCCGGCUGCAUGGCGUUGUGACGGACACAACGACUGCCUGGAUGACAGUGACGAGUCUGCCUGCCCGACACGCGGACCCGGAACCUGCUCAGCCAAUCAGUUUGCCUGCGCCAACCACCGCUGUGUCCCACUGACCUGGCGCUGCGACACUGAUAACGACUGCGGGGACAGCUCAGAUGAAGCCGACUGCCAUGUGAGCAGUACCUGCCUUCCAGACCAGUUCCAGUGUCCAGACCACCGCUGUAUCGCCCCCAGCUACAUCUGUGAUGGCGACAGGGACUGCGUGGACGGGGCAGAUGAGCAAGGAUGCAUCUACAACUGCACGGGGAGUGAGUUCAAGUGCAUCCGCGGCCACCAGUGCAUCAACUCCUUCUACCGUUGCGACGGCAUCUUUGACUGCACCGACCGCUCGGAUGAGCAAGGCUGUCCAACAAGGCCUCCAGGCAUGUGCCAUCACGAGAGCGAGUUCCAGUGCCAGUCGGACGGCAGCUGUGUCCCGUCCACGUGGGAGUGCGACGGACAUGCCGACUGCGAGGACGGCAGCGACGAGCACCAAGCCUGCCCGCCACGUACCUGCCCCUCCUCGCUCUUCCGCUGCGACAACGGCAACUGUGUGCUGCGCAGCUGGCUGUGCGAUGGCGACAACGACUGCAGAGACAUGAGCGACGAGCGGGACUGUCCCACGCCGCCUUUCCGAUGCCCGGGCUGGCAGUGGCAGUGUCCCGGAUAUAGUCUUUGCAUCAACCUGACCAGCGUGUGCGAUAACGCCCCCCACUGCCCUAACGGUGCAGACGAGUCUCCUCUCUGCAAUGAGCCUUUGCCAGACCAGGAGAGCUGCUCCGACAACAAUGCUGGCUGCACCCACGGUUGCAUCCAAGGGCCCUUUGGUGCGCAGUGCACCUGCCCUGUUGGCUAUCAACUGAGCAACGACUCCAAAACCUGUGAGGAUUUGGACGAAUGUCACCCUCCGGGACGAUGUAGCCAGCAUUGUUUUAACGAGAGAGGCUCUUUCCGCUGUCACUGCCAUGACGGUUACUCUCUCCAGGAGGACCAGCGGACCUGCAAGGCCUCAGAUUCCCGUCAAGCCGUCUUGUUGGUGGCCAGUCGGAAUCAGAUUGUGCAGGAUGACAUCACGGCUCAGCCCAAAGUGGUACAGUCGCUGGUCCGGGAUGGACGCAACAUCGUGGCCCUUGACUUUGACUCGGCCUCUGACCGUGUGUACUGGUCCGACACCAGCCAGGACAGGAUUUGGAGUGCACACAAAAACGGCAGCGAGCGAACUGUGGUGUUUGACAGCGGUGUGACAGUAACUGAGAGCCUUGCAGUGGACUGGGUGGGCAGGAACCUCUACUGGAGCGACUACGUUCUGGAGACCAUUGAGGUUUCCAGACUUGAUGGUACUCACCGGACCGUGUUGGUCAGCGAGAAUGUCACAAACCCUCGAGGCCUGGUGCUGGACCCAAGAGACAGUGCUCACCUGAUAUUUUGGACGGACUGGGGGAGGAACCCUCGCAUUGAGCGGGCAAGCAUGGAUGGAAAGCUGAGAACCGUCAUCAUCAGCAACAAGCUGUACUGGCCAAACGGUCUCACCAUAGAUUACCCCAACAACUUACUCUACUUUGCUGAUGCCUAUUUGGACUUCAUCGACUACUGCGAUUAUAACGGCAAGAACAGGAAACAAGUUCUGGCCAGUGACCUGGUUCUGCAACACCCCCACGCAAUUACCAUUUUUGAGGAUUUUGUCUAUUGGACCGACAGAUACAUCAACCGUGUGAUGAGAGCCCAUAAGUGGCACGGGGAGAACCAGACAGUGAUGCUGUUCAACCUCCCUCAGCCCAUGGGUCUGGUGGCUGUGCACCCGGCCCGGCAGCCAGCAGGAACCAAUACCUGCUUCCAGAACCCCUGCACUCACAUCUGCCUGCUGUCAGCUGUUGGACCCGGUUAUUACUCAUGUGCAUGCCCCUCGGGGUGGAUGCUGGCGGCAGACCAGGCGACCUGCACCAGAAUCGAGGAUCCUUUCCUGGUGGUGGUGAGAGACAGCAUCAUUUACGGCAUUCCCUUGAACCCAGAAGACAGAAGCAAUGAUGCCAUGGUGCCGGUGGCCGGGCUUCAGAACGGCUACGACGUCGACUUUGAUGACAGCGAACAGACCAUUUACUGGGUCGAACACCCAGUAAGUCAUGGUGAGAUCCACAGAGUAAAGUCAGAUGGUACCAACAGGACCGAGUUUGCCCCUGCAACCAUUCUGGGGUCCCCUGUGGGCCUGGCCCUGGACUGGAUCACAGAAAACCUCUACUGCACCAAUCCCGCCACACAGUCCAUUGAGGUGAUGAGACUGAGAGGGGGGGUUCAGUACCGUAAAACUCUCAUCACAAAUAAGGGCUCUCCAACUGGAGCUGGCAGUCCUGUCGGCAUUGCUGUGGACCCAGCACGUGGCAAACUGUAUUGGAGCGACCAAGGGACAGAGAGCGGCAUCCCUGCCAAGGUGGCAUCUGCAGACAUGGAUGGCAUGAACCCUGUCAUACUGUUCACAAACAACCUGGACCAUAUCGAGUUCCUCACGCUGGACAUUGAAGAUAACAAGCUGUACUGGGCUGUUAGCAGCACCGGAAUGAUUGAACGUGGAGAUCCUGAUGGGACCAACCGGGUCACCAUCGUGUCGGGUCUGGCUCAUCCCUGCAGUGUUGCAGUCUAUCAGAACUUCCUCUACUUCACUGACCGCGACUUUGAGGUCAUCGAGCGUGUGGACAAGUCCACGGGGGGCGACCGGAUUGUGCUACGCGACAACCUGUCUGGGCUCAGGGUUCUGAAAGUCCAUCAUCGAGAGACCUCUGCAGGCACGUCCAACGGCUGCACCAACAGCGAGGCUGCGUGCGAGCAGCUGUGCCUGCCUCGGCCGCAGGGGGCGUUCACGUGCGCGUGCGCCACCGGUUUUAAGCUCAACACUGACAACGCAACCUGCGGACAUUUCCAGUCCUUCGUGGUCAUCUCGACACUAUCCGCCAUCAAAGGAUUUAGUCUGGAAGGGGAAGACCACUCAGAGGCCAUGGUGCCAGUGGCCGGACGAGGUCGCAAUGCUUUACACAUUGAUGUGCACGUAGCAUCCGGCUUCAUCUACUGGUGUGACUUCAGCAGCAACGUUGCCGCCCAGAACGGGGUCAGACAAAUCAAGUCGGACGGCUCAGGAUUACGUAGCGUCAUCACAUCUGGAAUUGGUCGCAAUGGGAUACGUGGGAUAGCCGUGGACUGGGCUGCAGGGAACCUUUACUUCACCAACGCUUUCCUGACGGAGACAUAUGUGGAAGUUCUUCGUCUCAACACGACUUUCCGAAGAGUACUAUUGAAGACUCAGGUGGACAUGCCACGCCACCUCGUGGUGGACCCAAGAAAUAGAUAUCUAUUCUGGGCUGACUAUGGUCAGAACCCCAAAAUUGAGCGAGCGCUGUUGGAUGGAACCAACCGCAGCGUUUUAGUAUCAUCAGGAAUUAUCACCCCACGGGGUCUUGCUCUCGAUCAGGAAACUGGAUUUGUCUACUGGGUGGAUGACUCUCUGGAUAUGAUCGCUCGAAUCAGCCCCCACGGAGGGGAGAUGGAGGUAGUCCGGUAUGGCGGGCGCUAUCCAACUCCUUAUGGAAUUGCUGUGUUCGGAGCGAGUAUCAUUUGGGUGGACAGAAACUUGAAGAAGGUUUUCCAAGCCAGCAAAGAACCCGGGAGCACAGAGCAACCCGUCGUCAUCCGAGACAACAUAAACAUGCUGAGAGACGUCGCUAUCUUUGACCAGCGCACUCAGCCCGUGAUAAACAAUCACCCCUGCCUGGAGACCAACGGGGGCUGUGCGCACUUUUGCUUUGCCCUGCCAAGCACCCACUUUGAGCACCCCUCCAAAAAAUGUUCCUGUGCAUUUGGGAAUCUUGCCGCAGACAAUGAGAGCUGUGUGGUGUCAAAGGAUGACUAUCUCAUCUACACCACGGAGAGCACGGUGCGGAGCUUGCGCCUGGAUCCCGAAGACCACAGCGUGCCGUUCUCUGUCAUCAACGUGCCACGGACUUCUGUGGCGCUGGACUUUGACGUCACUGACGAAAGGAUCUACUUCAGUCAGAGCUCAGGCGCGGGAGCAAGCAAGAUCAGCUACAUCAGCCUCUCCUCUCCUACGUCAGCUCCAGUACUGGUGGCCUCAGAUUUAGGAGCACCUGAUGGAAUUGCAUACGAUUGGAUGAAUAAACGCAUUUACUACAGUGACUAUGCCAACCAGAGCAUCAACUCCAUGUCUGUGGAUGGGUCUCAGAGGACCAUCAUUGCCCAUGUGUCCAGACCAAGGGCCAUUAUGUUGGAUCCCUGCAUGGGAUACAUGUAUUGGACAGACUGGGGAACCCACGCAAAGAUUGAGCGUGCUACCUUAGGCGGGAACUUCCGGAAGGAGAUUGUGAAUAGCAGCCUGGUGUGGCCCAAUGGACUGACCUUAGACUAUGACGAGCAGCGGCUGUAUUGGGCGGAUGCCAGCUUACAGAAGAUUGAGCGGUCCUCUCUGACAGGAUCAAAUCGGGAGGUCAUCGUCAGCACGGCCAUCUACCCCUUCGCCAUGGCCAUGUUUGGACAGUUUAUCUACUGGACCGACUGGAACACACGGAGUAUCUACCGCGCCAACAAACACGAUGGUUCCGACCAAACGGUGAUGAUUCAGAACCUUCCAUCUCGGCCGAUGGACAUCCACGUUCUGGCCAGCGGGAAGCAGCAGCGGUGUCUCAGUCCCUGCCAGCAAUUUAAUGGAGGCUGCAGCCACAUCUGCACACCAGGCCCCAAUGGAGCUGAGUGUCACUGCCCAUCAGAGGGCCUCUGGUAUCUUGCUGACGGUAAACAUUGCAUCCCUGAUAAUGGUACCCGCUGCCAGGCGGGACAGUUCAGCUGCCUGAAUGGCCGCUGCAUCCGUGCCCAGUGGAAGUGUGACAAUGACAACGACUGUGGAGACGGCAGUGAUGAACUGGAGAGAGUCUGUGGAGACAACUCAUUUGUCCCUCAGCUGCUGUCAUCAUUCAUAGAUUUGUCAGCCUUCCACACCUGUGAGCCCACCGUGUUCACCUGCGGCAACGGGAGAUGUGUGCCCUACCACUACCGCUGUGACCACUACGACGACUGCGGCGACAACAGCGAUGAGGGGGGCUGUCUGUUCAGACCGUGCGACCCCAACGCCGAGUUUGCCUGCAACAACGGCCGAUGUAUUGCCAAGGAUUAUGUUUGCAAUGGCAUCAACAACUGCUAUGACAACGGCACGUCCGAUGAGCAAAACUGUCCCGAGAGAACCUGCCAGCCGGAGCACACCAAGUGUCAGUCAACCAACAUUUGCAUCCCUCGUUCCUACCUGUGUGAUGGAGACAACGAUUGCGGAGACAUGAGCGACGAGAGUCCGACCCACUGUGCAACGUCCACGUGUUCCCAGAGCGAGUUCCGUUGUUCCAGUGGUCGUUGCAUCCCGGCCCACUGGUACUGUGACGGAGGGGCCGACUGUGCCAACGGCUCUGACGAACCUCUCUCCUGCACCACGCAAGCCAGAACCUGCAACGCAGACCAGUUCCGUUGCGAUGAUGGACGUUGCAUCGCCUCCUCCUGGAUCUGUGACGGAGACAAUGACUGCGGUGACAUGAGCGAUGAAGAUCAGAGGCACAACUGUGCCAACCGCACAUGUUCCGGUUCAGAGUUCACCUGCGAGAACAACCAACCUCCUCAGCGCAAGUGCAUUCCUCGGGACUGGUUGUGCGAUGGUGAUGCGGACUGCACCGACGCGUUAGAUGAGCAUCAGAACUGCACCCGCAGAUCCUGCGGCAUCAACGAGUUCACGUGCAGCAACGGCCUCUGCGUGCGUUCUUCCUACAGGUGUGACCGACGCAAUGACUGCGGCGACAGCAGCGAUGAACAAGGCUGCACGUACCAGCCGUGCCAGCAGCAUCAGUUCACCUGCCAAAAUGGACGCUGCGUGUCACAUGACUUUGUCUGCGACGGGGAUAACGACUGCGGGGACGAGUCUGACGAGCUAGAGCACAUGUGCCGAACCCCGCCACCCACGUGCCCCCCAGGAGAGUUCCGAUGUGACAACGGGCACUGCAUCCCUCUGAGCCAGGUGUGUAACCGCGACGACGAUUGCGGCGACAACAGUGACGAGAAAGGAUGCGGUAUCGAUGAGUGCACGGACCCAUCCAUCCAUCGCUGCGACCACAAUUGUUCUGACACGCCCACUAGCUUCAUCUGCACAUGCCGCCCCGGCUACCGCCUCAUGUCUGAUGCCAAAACGUGCGACGAUGUCAACGAGUGCGCCGACACGCCGAGCGUAUGCAGCCAAGUCUGCGAGAACACGGUGGGCUCGUACGUUUGCAAGUGCGCCCCGGGGUUCCUACGCGAGCCGGACGGGCGCAGCUGCCGCCAGAACAGCAACAUCUCGCCGUACCUCAUCUUCAGCAACCGCUACUACCUCAGGAACCUGUCCACGGACGGGCUGGCCUACUCGCUGAUCCUGCAGGGCCUUACCAGCGUGGUGGCUGUAGACUUUGACCGUGUGGACAAGCGUUUGUAUUGGAUCGACGUCAGCCGCAGAGUCAUUGAGAGGAUGUCCUUCAAUGGCAGCAACAGGGAGGUGGUGGUCAACGGGGUUCUGCAUGGCGAGGGCCUUGCAGUGGACUGGAUCGCCAGAAAGCUGUACUGGGUGGACAGUUUCAUGGAUUGCCUGAAAGUGUCGGAGCUGGACGGUCGCUUUGUGAAGAAACUGUCCGAACACUGCGUGGAUGCCAACAACACGUACUGCUUUGAGAACCCCAGAGCCCUGGUGUUGCAUCCCAAACAUGGAUAUGUCUACUGGACUGACUGGGGAGAAAAAGCCUUCAUAGGUCGAGUUGGAAUGGACGGAAGCAACAAAGUUGCCAUCGUCACCACCAAGAUCGAGUGGCCCAACGGUCUCACCAUUGACUACACCAACGACAAGCUCUACUGGUCUGACGCACAUUUGAACUACAUUGAGUACUCAGACCUGGACGGUCACCACAGACGUACCGUGUACGACGGAGUCUUGCCUCAUCCGUUUGCCCUGACCUUGUUCGAAGACACGCUCUACUGGACCGAUUGGAACACACGCACAGUGGAAAAAGGCAACAAAUACGAUGGAUCUGGUCGCCAGGUCCUGGUCAACACCACACACAGACCUUUUGACAUCCACGUGUUCCAUCCCUACAGACAGCCAAUCGUAAACAACCCCUGUGGGGUGAACAAUGGAGGCUGCACUCACCUGUGCCUCAUCAGUCACGGGGGGCGGGAGCACACCUGCGAGUGUCCCGACCACUUCCUGGCAGUGCAAAUAGGAGGUGUGGCCAGAUGCCUUCCCAUGUGCACCAGCACGCAGUACCGAUGCACCAACAACGAGCGUUGUAUUCCAAUCUGGUGGAAGUGUGACGGCCAGCGAGACUGUCGAGACGGUUCAGACGAGCCGCCCACCUGCCCCCCUCACCACUGCAGGCUGGGCCAUUUCCAGUGUCACGACGGGAACUGCACUAGUCCGCACUUCCUGUGCAACGGCAAACAAGAUUGCCACGAUGGCUCUGAUGAAGAUCCUGUCCUGUGUGCGACACACCAGUGUGAAGCUCACCAGUGGCAGUGUGGGAAUAAGCAGUGCAUCCCUGAGUCGUGGCAGUGCGACGGCGAAGAGGACUGCACCGAUCACUCCGAUGAAGACCCUUCCCAUUGUUCUACCAGGACUUGUCGCCCCGGACACUUUAAAUGCCGAAACGGGCGCUGCAUCCCUCAAACCUGGAAAUGUGACACGGAUGAUGAUUGUGGGGACAACUCUGAUGAGCCUCUCGACGAAUGCAUGGGACCAGCGUAUCGAUGUGACAACCACACGGAGUUUGCCUGCAAGACGAACUACCGAUGUGUGCCGCUUUGGUCCGUGUGCAACGGACACAACGACUGCAGAGACAACAGCGACGAGGAUGGCUGCGAUGAGGUAGCCUGCGACGCCAGUGGAGAUUUCCAGUGUGACAACCAUCGCUGCAUCCCGCUGCGCUGGCGCUGUGACGGGGAUGAUGACUGUGGGGACAACUCUGAUGAACACAGCUGCACACCACGCACUUGCACCGAGAGCGAGUUUCGCUGCGAUAAUCUGCGCUGCAUUCCCGACCGUUGGGUCUGUGACCAUGACAACGACUGCGAAGACAACUCGGAUGAAAGGGACUGUGAGCUACGAAGGUGCCACCCAGGUUACUUCCAGUGUGGAAGUGGACACUGCAUCGCCGAUCGCUUCAAAUGCGACGGAAACGCAGACUGUGUGGACUACACGGAUGAGUCGACGUGUCCCCCACGCUUUCCAAACGGCACGUACUGCCCCCACUUCCUGUUUGAGUGUAAGAACCACGUGUGCGUCCAGCCUCACUGGAAGUGCGACGGAGACGAUGACUGCGGAGACAACUCUGACGAGGAGCUUCACCUGUGCCUGACGUUGCCGUGUGAGACGCAGUUCCGUUUCCGCUGCGACAACAACCGAUGCAUCUACACUCACGAGCUGUGCAAUUCCGUAGACGACUGUGGGGACGGUUCGGACGAGAGACAAGAAAACUGCCAAAGUCCCACGCAUGGACCCUGUACAGAUGAGGAGUACAAAUGCAGUAAUGGCCAAUGCAUUCCUCUCCAGUACGCCUGUGAUGAUUAUGACGACUGUGGCGACCAGUCGGAUGAAUUGGGCUGCCACCAGCACAGUGGACACGUCUGCAGUGAUCACAUGUGUGAACACAACUGUACCGACCUCAGCGACGGAGGCUUUCUGUGCUCCUGCAUGCCGGGCUACCGGGCCAGAAGCACCGAACGACACAGCUGUGAAGAUAUCAAUGAGUGUGAGGUGUACGGGAUUUGUCCACAAGAGUGCAAGAACACAAAGGGAAGCUACGAGUGUUUCUGUGCCGAAGGCUUCGUCUCCUUCGGAGAGCCGCACGGCACCGAGUGCGCUGCCCAAGGAAACCCACCAGUGCUUCUCCUGCCGGAUAAUGUGCGCAUCCGCCGAUUCAACCUGUCUUCGGAGCAGUAUUCCGACUACGUGGACAAUGCAGAGCACAUUCAGGCUCUGGACUACCUGUGGGACCCGGACAGACAAGGCCUGAGUAUCGUGUACUGGACAGUUCUUGGUCGGGCGUCUCAAUUUGGUUCCAUCAAACGGGCAUACAUGACAACCUUCAACGAUCAAGGCAACAACCCCGCCAGGGAUGUGGACCUCAACCUGAAAUACGUGGCCAAUCCUGACGGCAUCGCUGUGGACUGGGUUGGCGGGCAUAUUUACUGGACUGAUGCAGGCACCAAUCGCAUCGAGGUGGCCAAAUUAGAUGGGCGCUACAGGAAGUGGCUCAUCCACACUGACCUGGACCAGCCUGCUGCUAUUGUUGUCAACCCAGCACUCGGGACCAUGUAUUGGACAGACUGGGGAAGGAGACCCAAAAUCGAGUCAGCGUGGAUGGAUGGCCAGAACCGGCAGGUUCUGGUUAGCCAAGAAGACCUGGGCUGGCCUACCGGUCUGGCUUUGGACUAUCUGAAUGGGAACAGGAUCUACUGGUGUGACUCCAAAGAAAAUAUCAUUGAGUCCAUGAAGCCUGAUGGCACAGACAGAAAGAUCAUCAUAUCCGGAGACAUUGGGAAUCCGUACAGCGUGGACCUGUUUGAGGGCCAUGUGUACUGGACCACCAAGGAGAAAGGGGAAGUGUGGAGGACCAACAAAUUUGGGAAAGGAAGCAAAGUCAAAGUUUUAACUAUCAACCCCUGGCUGACGCAGGUCCGCAUUUACCAGGAGCAUCGACACAACCUCUCAGUGCCCAACCCCUGCAAGAAUGUGUGCAGCCACCUGUGUCUCCUCCGGCCCGGGGGGUACACCUGUGCCUGCCCCCAAGGGUCCUCUCCAAUGGAUUUUGACUCCAGCGAAUGCGACGCGGCCAUUGAGGCGCCUGUUGCAAUGCCGCUUGCAUGCAGAUGCAUGAAUGGUGGGACGUGCUACACUGAUGAAGGGGGUCUGCCCAAAUGCAAGUGCUCCUACGGCUACGUGGGGAGCUACUGCGAGAUGGGCAAGUCACGAGGAGCCCCUGCAGGAACAGCUGUGGCAGUUCUACUGGCAGUCAUCAUCAUCAUCAUCACCGGAGCGUUGGCAGUCGGAGUUUUCCUCAACUAUAAACGAACCGGGUCCUUCAUCCCUUCCAUGCCCAAGCUGCCCAGCCUCAGCAGUUUGGUGAAGUCCAGCGACGCAGGAAAUGGAGUGACCUUUCACUCUGGCGAUAAUGUGGAUCUCGGACCUGCGCACAUCGGAGUGUCGUUCAUUGACACCACCAUGCCGAUGGACGAUCAUGUUGCCAUGGAAGCUGCGAGGCAUCCUGUCACGUUUGAGAACCCGUUAUAUGCCAACACAACCCCCGUGUCCACCGACCCAGCUGUUAUCCACGCCUCUCAGGUGAGCGUCAACGUGACUGGCGAGCAGUUCCACAACAACUUUGUGAACCCGGUCUAUCGUGGGGAACAGGGCGGGAUUCCUGCGGACGCCACGUCUGGCAGCACCAAAGCAGCUGAGGAGUCAACGUGGAAAUUAUUCAAACGCAAACUGAAGCCCGGCAGCUCCUUUGAGAAGCCAUCGUACUCCAAGAUGAAGGAUGAGAAGGCCGCAGAAGGCGACGGAGACACUCGGGGACCCUCGCCGCUUGCCCCGCCCACUAAACCUCAAAGGAGCGAUCACCCCCACCACCACCACCACCACCAUCAUCAUCACCACCAUCAUCAUCCCAGCUCCUUUUCACCAACAGAGGACACUUUCAAGGACACCGCCAACCUGGUCAAAGAGGACAGUGACGUAUAGCCCCGCCCACAAUGAUGGCGCUCACACUUUGCACAGAAUUUAUUUUUUUAUGCAGCCUGGGGGACGACAACACAUGUUCAAGAUAAACGUUUGGGAUGAAGAAAACAAGUCUAUGCCUUGUGAGGAUUCUCCUGCCAAUCCUUGUCUUUAUUGUGAGCUACUUCACAGGUGUGUAUAUCUUUGUGUAUUUGUACAGGAAGCUCUGACGACAGUAUUCCUUCGUCCCGUAGUCGUCAUGUUUCAUGCUGGAAGGUGAAAAUAAAUAAAAGGCUAAAUGAUGUCAAAUACCAGGAACCAGAACCACAUUCAAAAGGAGAAUGUAGUACUGUACGUUGGUCACUAGGGGCCAGUAUUUGCUGGCUGGGUGAACAACAGCCUAUAGUAAACAAUAGUAAGAAUCAUAACGUUGGGGCCGUAGACCAGCUCAGACUCAACUCUGAACCCCUGAUGUCACUUCCUGUCUGGAACACAUUGAUCGCUGCCACAACUCUUAUGUGAGACGGAACACACGUCUUUCUCUUCCCUGUGUUCUAAAGAUAUAAAAAAACAUUGUCAAAAGAGGCAGCAAAAAAAGUACAAAAAGCACCAACGUAGGGGUGACUAUAGGGGUGUUAUUUUAUGUCCGGAGGGCUCUAAUGCUAUAUUUGGAAAAUAGCUUAUUUUCUCAUGUCUUCUAUAUUGGGUAAUGCUAACGUAGGGGAGCCUAUAGGGGUGUUAUUUUAGGUCCGGAGGGCUCUAAUGUUAUAUUUGGAAAAUAGCUUAUUUUCUCAUGUCUUCUAUAUUGGUUAAUGCUAACGUAGGGGUGACUAUAGGGGUGUUAUUUUAUGUCCGGAGGGCUCUAAUGUUAUAUUUGGAAAAUAGUUUAUUUUCUCAUGUCUUCUAUAUUGGGUAAUGCUAACGUAGGGGUGACUAUAGGGGUGUUAUUUUAUAUCUGGAGGGCUCUAAUGCUAUAUUUGGAAAAUAGCUUAUUUUCUCAUGUCUUCUAUAUUGGGUAAUGCUAACAUAGGGGUGACUAUAGGGGAGUUAUUUUAUGUCCGCGGGGCUCUAAUGUUAUAUUUGGAAAAUAGCUUAUUUUCUCAUGUCUUCUAUAUUGGUUAAUGCUAAGGUAGGGGUGACUAUAGGGGUGUUAUUUUAUGUCUGGCGGGCUCUAAUGUUAUAUUUGGAAGAUGGUAAACAUGUUUGGUAUAUGGCAACUGGAACCAUUUAACCGUGAUAAAUGAGGUCAGCAUCAGAAGGAUGGAAGAAAUGAGGAUGUGACCAAGCGACGAGUCCUCAUCCCAGAUCACGACUAUCAGGAUCCACCUGCUGUGGCCCAGCAAAGUGCACUGGACUCGGGUUCACAGUCUGAUCAGCCAGCAUGACAAAAGGCGCUUGAUUUGCCGCCGUUGAAAAGUGGCCAUGAGUCCACAUCUCUGAUCACGCCGUAGAUGUGAGGGAUGCGUUUGAUUUAGUCUUGAGCAUGUGGAAGUGGUCUUCAUGCUGCAGCAGCGGGCGUGGGCAGAAGGAAGCUGACGGCCACAUCGGACACGCAAGAAGGGAGGUAGGACAAAGGAAUCCACAGCAGCUU